AGGGAGGACAGACAGCAGUGUUAUACAACGUUCAGUUGUCAGGCAGGUAGCUGGGGGGAAACCUUGUUAAUAUUUUUGUUGUAAAGUUGCAAUAACAUUAUUGUGACUUUGGGCUGAAUCAUGUAUCGGCGCCCUUUGCAGCAAGGCUUCAGACAAUUAAGCUCGUCUCUGUGCAUUAGGACUGUCUUCGGGAAGGCCACUGAGCAGGAUCUCGCCAAAGCUUUGGUGUCUUGUCAUUGCACUGGAGCAAUAUUGCACACUCGGACACAAUGUCGAGCUCUUCACAGCACACAAGAGCUCUGUGCUGUAAAACAUACACCUCAGGCUUCAGAGGAAGAAAUUGGAGCUUUCACCAGACUUAUUGAGGCCAUGGGCUUCACUGGGCCACUCAAAUACAACAAAUGGAAAAUCAAAAUAGCUGCUUUGCGUAUGUAUACUUGCUGUGUUGAGAGAAUCAACUACGAUGAGUUUUUUGAGAAGUGCUCCCUCCCUGACACACUCAACUCCUGGUUUUUGGUGGCACAGCUCCAUGUUUGGAUGUGUUUGGUGCGGAUGAGGCAGGAAGGCAGAGAAGGGAAGUAUAUGUGUCGCUACAUUGUCCAUUCUAUGUGGGAGGAUGUAGAACAGAGAAGCAAGAUCAUGGGGAUUGAUGCUGUUCAGAGGAAGGAGAGUAUGAGGGUUAUGACCGAAACAUUUUAUGCUGCUAUUUUUGGAUAUGAUGAGGGAAUCCUGUCGGAUGACACUGUUCUUGCAGCAGCGCUUUGGAGGAAUCUGUUCAACAGGCAGUGUGAGGACCCGAGACAGGUCGAGCUCAUGGUUGAAUAUGUCCGCAAGCAGAUGCAGUUUCUUGAUACACUGGAUGGAGAUGAUCUCCUCCUAACAGGAGAGGUGAAAUGGCGUCCUCUGGUGGAAGAGAAUGCACAGAGCAUCCUGAAGAUGCCCAGUCCAACAUAUAAUGAUGCAGGCCUUUAAUGAACAGUACUCUGUCAGACAACAGUACCCACAAUGCCAUGGUUUGGGAUACUUGAUUUGAAGACAUGACCAACCAUCUUGCCAAUCUGCUUGAUCUAGGUCUGUCUGUAUGUUUGUCUGUUUCUCUCCCUCUUUCAUUAAACCAGCAUACUGUGAUAGGACUGCCUGGACCUUUUAACCUUACACAUAUAGGGAGUAUGGAGGAUUCAGCAGUUUUCUGUAUUUACACAUUUGAAGAACUGCCAAUAUGUUUAUGCUCUUGGCCAUGACUGUCACUGUUUCACUGUUCUCACUGGUAGAGGAAUGUGCAUGUGCUUGUUCGUGUGAUGAGGCUGAAUGGAAUAAGCAGCUAUUUUAUAAUAAUUAAAACAAAUAAAGAUGCUUAUUUGGUGUAACACAA
This is a messenger RNA of Neoarius graeffei (lesser salmon catfish), 1372 nucleotides long. RefSeq names its product ubiquinol-cytochrome-c reductase complex assembly factor 1 (gene uqcc1). Gene Ontology annotation, cellular component: mitochondrion. The record is from RefSeq and is a predicted model, not a curated record. Lineage: Eukaryota; Metazoa; Chordata; Actinopteri; Siluriformes; Ariidae. The coding region runs from base 121 to 972 and encodes 283 amino acids. Gene Ontology annotation, biological process: mitochondrial respiratory chain complex III assembly. The transcript is spliced from 9 exons.